AUGCCUCGAUUAGUGUUCAAUGGCGCAUUAGAAGCCAAGCUCAUCGAGCUAUGGAACGACCACUGCCAUCACAGAAAUGAACUGGGUAGAUCCAAAAAGAGAGGGUCUGCUGAGAAAGAAGUUGCCCACACUCUUGCAGCUUAUGCUAUUGAGGCCGGAGAGACAGAGCCUAUAACUUGGAAAGUUGUUCACAACAAGGUGGACAAUCUUCGUGCAAAGGCGAAGGAGACGUACAGACGUUACAGGCUCAAACACCAAGACGGAACAUUUGUUGGGCCCAGGGGUGCAGAUUCCUCUUACGAUUUAGAGGGUGCAUUCGACAGUUGGCAGAACUUCAAAGCUUGGCAUACGUAUUUCCGCGAUGUGCCAGGGUAUGGACCCUUACCUCUGCCCAGGGCUGACAGUGAGGCUGGGUUGGAUAUCACCGACACUCCUAGCACUGAUGAUGGCACACCAAGUCACCAUGCUCUUGCUGCGUCCCCGGCUUUAGCUCGUUCCGCGAGCACCCCUCAUAUUGAAUCGUCCUUGUUUUCUGCAAGUGCGAGUGAUGGUGGUUCUGCUGAUGCCGCAGUGUCCCAGCCUGUAUCAAGCCAUCUUGCAGCAGUAGCUGCAACACCACUACCACCACCAUCUUCAUCUUCAUCUUCAUUAUCAUGCAGUCCGUCAACACAGACACCAGUGCCGCAGCAGCAGCAGCCGCAGCAGCAGCCGCAGCAGCAGCAGCAACAACAGCAACCGCAGCAAACACCGCAACCGCAGCAGCAACACCACCAACAUAGCCCCGGUGUAAGUAGUGAGGAGAGAGGCACGGUUCUAGAGCGUACAUUGUACAGAGUGGCUCCGGGCAGUGCUAGAUCGUACGCCGCGGUACGUGCUCGCAAGACAACAUCAUCGAUGGCAGCACUCCGUGAUGCCACCACCACCACCACCACGGGCACUGGCGGCACUGGCAGCACUGGCUUUGACACCGAUCUGCAGCCACCAGCCAAGCAGAGGAGGACAUUGGCAACAGGCUCUGCAUCGUCGAGUAGCCCAGGCAAUAUCGGCAGAACCGCACGCGUACCCACCGCCGGCGGUGGCAGUAGCGGUGGCGGUGUGGCAGUAGCGGUGGCGGUGGCGGCAGUCAUGCAGUCAGUGGUACUGUACCGUUAUCUAUGCUCCAGUCUGUGGUAG
Messenger RNA from Sycon ciliatum, 1173 nucleotides. RefSeq names its product potassium/sodium hyperpolarization-activated cyclic nucleotide-gated channel 1-like. The record is from RefSeq and is a predicted model, not a curated record. The transcript has a single exon. The coding region runs from base 1 to 1173 and encodes 390 amino acids. NCBI's taxonomy places the organism in Eukaryota, Metazoa, Porifera, Calcarea, Leucosolenida, Sycettidae.